AUGGAUGGUGCUACUGCUUACAUUUGUCCGAUAUGUCCAUUCAAUUGUGACAAUUUACCAGAUUUAGAACAUCAUAUUAAAGUUCAUGAGAAUGAUGAUAGCCCAGCAUUACCACAACAAGAAAUUGUUAAACAAAAAGUUCGAAAUCAAAAGCCAUUGUGUGUAAAAUCAAAUUCAACAAAAGAUACUCAAUCGGUCAAAAAUACAAUUCCACAUUUUCCUAUACCAUCAACAUUACCAUCAAUCAAAACAUAUGAACGACGUUAUUCAUGUAAAUCAUGCACAUUUUUAACGCAUAGUUCAAAGGCCUACUUUAAACAUCGUCAAGAACAACAUAAUGAAAUAUUAAUUAUUACUGAAUGUCCACACUGUGAUUAUGCUUCACAAUAUCCCGGCAAAGUGAAAAAACACUUACAUGAAGCGCAUCGUUUUGUUGAUAGUAAAAACGGUGGAUUAUCUGUUCCAUUUGUUUCAGUUUCAAAAACUGAAAAUGGUUCUGCUUCUAAACGUAAAAGUCGUACAUCAUUGCCAAUUACAACACCAUUUCUUUCGAAGAAUAAAAAUGAUAAUGCAAUUGCACAUGCUGUUAAAUUAUCACUACAUCAUCUCUCUCCAUCACCAUCAGUUUCUACUCGAAAAUCUGUUCCAUUAAACGGUGUAUUUAUUAAACAAAAGCAACUUGAUACGCCGGACUAUCGUUCAAAGUCAACAUCUGUAUGGAUAUCUGAUUGUCCUUAUUGUACAUUUACAUCACAUGAUCAACAAAUAUAUCGAGAGCAUGUCUUAAAUCAUUUAAGAGAUAAAAAUUUUCGUUGUUUAAUAUGUAAUCGUUUAUAUCGUCAUCGUGGCGAUUGUUCGUUUCAUUUACGUCAUAAACAUGCUGAAUACUCAGAUCGUAGUAACGGUGAUAAUUUACGUGAUUAUGUUGUCGAUUUUCAUCCACAAACAAUGACCUUUUCACAGAUAAAAGAUUUGUUGAAUCAAUCACCUCUUACAAGUUUAGAACAAAUACAAGCGACAAUAAUAGCAUCAACUCGAAUUCAACCACACGCGUCAAUGUAUAAAUGUGGUUAUUGUCAAUUUCAGUCACAAAAUUCUGGUGAUGUUAAAAAACAUCAAACAUGGAAACAUUGUCAAUUAGCAUCAAAUAUUCUACCAGUUUUCAAUACUCCCUCAACAGCUACUGAACAAUCAAUAACCAUGUCAUUGAAACGUAAACGGGAAAAUAGUGAAAAUAGUAACAAUGAUGUUAACAAUGAAAUAAUAAAAAGAAAGACCCAAAGUCCGUCAAAUCAACAACAAGAUCAAAUAUCAACAAUUAUGGAUAAUCCAUCAUUUAUACGAACAAAUGUCAAUGGAUCAGCUUCAUCAGCAAAAGAUUCAAAUCAUAAUGGUAAUGGUACUUCACAUAGUCCAAUUAAUUAUGAAUGUGAAAUGUGUCCAUUUCAUACAACAAAUCCUGAACGAUUUAAUGCUCAUUUAGUCGUACAUCGAACGGGUGCCCGUGUUUAUAAGUGUCUAUAUUGUGAUCGUCUUGGACAUUAUAAAUGGGUCAUUGAACGUCAUAUUAAGACAAAGCAUAAAUUUGAAAAAAUUGUACGAGCCAUUGAAAUCGAUGUUAAACCAUUACAGCAACAACAAAUUCCAUCAUCUUCGUCAGCGGCAGUCACUGAUCAACCAAUGAAAACGUUCCGAUGUUCGGCAUGUUCUCUACAAUCGUAUCACUCAUGGGUUGUUCUAAGACAUAUUCGACAUUUCCAUAAUUUAGAAUCAGCUCAUAUUAUCGAUAGUUUUAAUCAAACAGUGAAUGGUGUUGAAAAUUCAUCCUACGAUCAAAAUGGAAUACAACUUGAUAAUGCCGGUGAAAAUGAUUUGUCAGAUGAAGAUGACAAUGAAGAAAUGUUGAGAAAAUUAAUAAAAACAGCUGUUUCAACUCGAAAUCAUAAUCAAAAUCAUCAAUCACCACCAAAAUCAAUUAAUGAUCCAUUAUCAGCGUUAUUCGCCAAUACUUCUGGCGAUACAACACAUAAUUUGUCAACAUCAUUACAAACAUUAUUAGGUCAAUUGACAAAUGGUAGUAGUUGCAGUAUUAGUACAAGUGAACAAAGUAAUAAUAAAUCGAUCGUUAAACGUUACAAAUGUUCAUUGUGUGAUCAUGCAUCAGCAUGGUGUGGAAAUGUACGUAAACAUCUACGACGAAUGCAUCCUGGUGUGACUAAUGGACAAGUGAUCGACAUUUCACAAGAACAAGAUUCAUCAUCUUUGUCAUCAACAACAGCAUCAACAACAAAUGGACAUAGAAAACAAAAAAUUAAAGGUUUGUUAACAAAAAAGGCAAUAUCAACCGCUGAAAAACUUCAGAAUGGAAAUCGUUCAAACAAUGAUGACGAGGUUACUAAGGUUUGUGAUGAUUCAAUCUCGCCCUCACUCUCCUCAUCAAAAAAAUUGAAAGAUAUUGAUAACAAAACGAACGAUACUGAUGUUAAAACAACAACAGCAUCAUCUUCUAUCCAGCAACAACAACAACAACAACAGCAACAAAAUAAUCAACCACCUUGUUUAUAUUCUUGUUCAGGAUGUUCAUAUUCUACAUCAAAUUUUCAAUUUUUAACUCGUCAUGUUGAUUUACAUUUAUCCGAUGGUGGUUUUCAAUGUUCACAAUGUUUAUAUUUAUCAAAAUGGCGUGCAAGUGUUCGCAAACAUAUGAUUAGUACACAUGGAAGUUCAUUUGCUUCAUUAGCUAAUACUGUUGAACCGUUACAAGUUCACAAAUAUGAGCAUGCUAUGAUCUAUGUUCAAUCUUGGAUAUUAGAUGGUCAAACAAAAGAUCAAAACCAUUUUUAUUGUAUCUAUUGUCCAUAUGAAACACGGAGUCACGAAUACUUUCAUCAACAUGAAUUAAAUCAUCGAGAAAAUUCUUCAUCAACCAUGAUAUGUAAAUUUUGUUCAUAUAAUAUCGAUGAUAAUGAACAGUUCUUAGAACAUGAAUUAUUACAUACGAAUUAUACGCGAACAUUAUAUCAAAAUAGUAAUGAUCAUGAUAAUGAAAAUAUUACGUGA
This is a messenger RNA of Didymodactylos carnosus, 3060 nucleotides long. The record is from the annotation of a GenBank genome assembly. NCBI's taxonomy places the organism in Eukaryota, Metazoa, Rotifera, Eurotatoria, Philodinida, Philodinidae.